This is a messenger RNA of Bufo bufo (common toad), 1464 nucleotides long. RefSeq names its product zinc finger MYM-type protein 1-like. NCBI's taxonomy places the organism in Eukaryota, Metazoa, Chordata, Amphibia, Anura, Bufonidae. Bases 1 to 1464 code for a protein of 487 amino acids. The record is from RefSeq and is a predicted model, not a curated record. The transcript has a single exon.
AUGAAGCGAAAUCGACCUAGCGGAUUCCAACAAAGAAGAAUGAAGAAGGCAAGAGAAAAGGUGGCUCAGGCAAUGUCUGGAGCAAUUUUGAAGUAUGUGACGCCUUCAACAUCAAGUGCAAUAGAAGAAAGUCCUUCAGAUAUUCACCCUGGUGAAUCUGAAGGGGAAAUACAAGAAGAACCUUCACAAGAGGAUACAAAUGAGAGAGCGCAAGAAUUGGAGGAUGGCAAUCCAUCUACUGAAAGCACUGAAAAUUAUAACGAGGAACGAGGUUUCUGCAGAAGACAACACCAACAGGAGGAAAACUUUGAUGAAGAAGAGGAGAUGGAUAGACUUUCAGUUUAUUUGGAUGUUGCUGAUUGGCCAAUCCCGGUUCCAGAUGACUUGAGGGUUGGUCUAAUUAAGAGGGGAAGUGAACCUUUCCAAAACACUAAAGGUCCUUUCAGUGUAGUUCAAAGAAAAGGAGAGAAAUCCAAAGGGAAAAGUCGACAGCUGACUACAGCAUGGUUCUAUAAGACUUUGCCAAAUGGCGAUAAAGUUUUAAGAACAUGGAUGGUUAACUCGCCAUCCAAAGAAAGUUUGUUUUGUUUUUGCUGCAGGCUGUUUGCUCUAGAUGACAAGACAACUACUGGAACAUCCGGCUUUGUAACCGGGUUUCAAGCAUGGUUGAAGUUAAAUCCAAAGGUGUCUGAGCAUGAGGCUUCAGAGAAUCAUCUCGCAUGCCUGGAGAAAUGGAAGACCCUGGGAGCAGGAUUGAAGCUUCAAAGAACAAUUGAUCAAGUCCAUCAGGCAGCAGUGGAGAAAGAGAGAGAAAAAUGGAGAGAUGUUUUAUACCGCCUCUUAGACGUAACCUUGUUUCUUGCUCAACAGAAUCUUCCUUUUCGUGGUCACAAAGAGGACAUAACAUCAGCAAACAAAGGAAAUUUCAUGGAAUUAGUGGAGCUGCUUUCAAAUUAUGAUCCAGUUUUAAAAGAACAUUUUGUUAGAAUUAAGCAGUCUGUUAUAUCUGGGACAAGAGUGAAUUCCUAUUUAUCUUCAAAGAUUCAAAAUAAAUUCAUUUGCCUUUUGGGGAACCAUGUCAAAGAAAAAAUAGUGGCUGAUAUCAGGAAAGCAAAGUAUUUUGGGAUUCUUUUUGACAGCACUCCUGACAUGUCCCAUAUUGAUCAGAUGUGUGAAGUAAUCCGAUAUGUCCAUAUUGAAGGCAACAAAGUUGAAGUAAGAGAAUCAUUCUUAAGAUUCUUGCCUAUUGCUGGAAAGACUGCUGCUGCACUCACAGGGAAUAUCCUGCAACAUCUGGAGAGCGAUGGAUUGGACAUAAACCUGUGCCGUGGGCAAGGGUAUGAUAAUGCUGCAACAAUGGCUGGAAUUCAUGGUGGUGUUCAGUCAAAUAUCAGAGAGAUUAAUCCAAAGGCUUUGUUUGUGCCUUGUGCAAAUCAUUCUCUGAACCUUUGUGGAGUGCAGUAG